This is a messenger RNA of Pistacia vera, 1651 nucleotides long. Its product is annotated as protein ECERIFERUM 2. Lineage: Eukaryota; Viridiplantae; Streptophyta; Magnoliopsida; Sapindales; Anacardiaceae. The record is from RefSeq and is a predicted model, not a curated record. The coding region runs from base 157 to 1452 and encodes 431 amino acids. The transcript has 2 exons. Gene Ontology annotation, molecular function: acyltransferase activity, transferring groups other than amino-acyl groups.
CUGUUUUAUAUUUAUGAUCCUCACCAAUCUUUCAUGGGCUCAAUAUAUUUAAAAGGGUAGUCUCAGGCAUGGAGAGAAUUAUAUAUAGUAUUCUGAAUUUCUGACAAAUCUGCAUAUUCAUAAUUUCUCUCAAGUUCUUCUCUAUAAUUCUUCACCAUGGUGUCACUUUCCUCCAAUCUCGAAAGUCCAAUUUCAGGCAUGAAACUGUCAUCAGUUGUGCCGGCAAAAGACACGGGUAACAAAGAUCAUCAACUCACAGACUUGGACUUGGCCAUGAAGCUCCAUAACGUUAAAGGAGUUUAUCUCUUCGACAGUGAUGCAGUUCGAGGGCUGACCAUACACGACCUCAAGAAACCAAUGUUUGAGUUGCUAGAAAUCUACUUCACCGCCGCGGGGAGGAUCAGGAGAUCCGAAACAACUGGGAGGCCAUUCCUCAAGUGUAACGAUGGUGGCGUUCGUAUUGUUGAAGCAUUUUGUGAUACAAGUAUCGAUGAAUGGUUGGAAAGCAAUGACGAUUCUCGUGAUAAUUCUCUGGCGUACUAUCAAACUCUUGGCCCUGAUCUUCGAUUCUCCCCUCUGGUUUUUGUACAGUUUACUUGGUUCAAAUGCGGAGGCGUGUCAUUGGGCCUGAGCUGGGCCCAUGUCCUUGGAGAUCCAGUUUCGGCAUCAACCUUCGUCAACAAAUGGGCUCUGAUAGUGGCAGGUUAUGUUCCAUCCAAGUCUCUUCACUCGCCGAAACGAAGAAAAUCUGAAACUCCAACUUCAGUUCCUGGAAAAUUGUCUCCCAUGAAAAGAAUUGAACCAGUCGGUGACCACUGGACCAUUUCCAAUAACUGUAACAUGGAAACUCACUAUUUUAAGGUUACUGCAAAACAACUCGACCAUAUGGUAUCAAGAGUAUGUGCUCCAACUAAUGUCUCACAUUUUGAAGUCCUCUCUGCUAUUAUAUGGAAAUCACUUGCAAAGCUUAGGGAAGAUUCAGGGCCUAGAGUUGUGACAAUUUGUAGAUAUAAUUAUGGCAACAGAGAAAAUGAAAUACCAACUAAUGACUUAGUGUUAAGCACAGUUGAGACGGAUUUCAAUGUGAGAAAAGGUGACAUAUCCGAACUGGCUGUGUUGAUUGCUGAUAAGAAAAAGGUGGACGGGAACAGUUUGGCUGAAGAAAUAUUAUCAGAGAAAGAUGGUGAAAGUUCAGACUUUAUAGUGUACGGUGCAAAUUUGACAUUUGUAAACAUGGAAGAAGCAGAUGUUUAUGGGUUGAAAUUGCAGGGGAAGAAACCAGUGUCUGUGAAUUACGCCAUUGAUGGGGUUGGCGAUGAAGGGGUUGUUAUGAUUCUUCCUGGUCCUGAAGAAGAGGAAGAUGGUUGUGGCAGGAAAGUGACAGUUGUGUUGCCGGCAGAUCAACUUGCACUUCUCAAGAAGGAGCUCAAUAGUGAAUGGGCUGUCGUUUGAUGAAGAUAUUUGGCACUUCGAUUUGGAUAAAAUGAUUGGUGUUGGGUGCGAUGCUGACUAGUGGAUAAUAAAUAGUCGUGAAAAAAAUUAUUUCUUGUUUUAUGUCUGCGUGCAAAUAAAAUGAUGUAAUAUUUGUGCACGUUACUAUCAGUAUGAACAAUGUAGUUAAAUGGGAGAUUAUAAGUUUUUUUUUUUUUUU